This is a messenger RNA of Nicotiana tabacum (common tobacco), 2739 nucleotides long. Its product is annotated as G-type lectin S-receptor-like serine/threonine-protein kinase LECRK2. Gene Ontology annotation, biological process: protein phosphorylation. Gene Ontology annotation, molecular function: protein serine/threonine kinase activity; ATP binding. Lineage: Eukaryota; Viridiplantae; Streptophyta; Magnoliopsida; Solanales; Solanaceae. The record is from RefSeq and is a predicted model, not a curated record.
UUCAACAACAAACCAAUGUUUCUUUUGAUAAAAGACUAUUUUCUUUGUUCUAUAUAAAGGGAUUGUAUUUCCAUGUUGUUGUCACUUGUGGAAUAAAAAAUAUGGCCAAAGUGAGUUUACUUCAUCAUUUCCUACUCAUUUGCUUUCUUCUGCUACCAAAUUUUGCAUGGUCCCAAACCAAAAAUGAUGUGAAAAUUGACUCAUUACUUAUAGCUGGUGAUGAUAAAGUAUCUGCAUGGAUUUCUCCUUCUGGAGAUUUUGCAUUUGGAUUUCAACAACUAGGAAAUGAAGAUCAAUUCCUAGUUUCAAUAUGGUACAACAAGAUUUCUGAAAAAACCAUUGUUUGGUAUGCAAAUGGAGAUAAUCCAGCUCCUAAAGGAUCAAGAAUCGAGCUCGCUGCUGAUCGCGGACUAGUCCUUACUAGUCCUGAACAACAAGAGAUUUUGAUUUCUGAUCCAUUGAUUGGUACAGUUGCUUAUGGUUCUAUGAAAGAUACAGGUAAUUUUGUACUUGUCAAUAAAAAUUCUGAAAGUUUAUGGCAAAGUUUUAAUCAAAGCAAAGAUACAAUCUUGCCAAGUCAAGAAUUUGUAGAAGGAUUCAAGCUUUCUUCUCGUCGAUCAGAGACUAAUUCUUCGAGGGGAAGAUUCUUGCUCAGAAUGUUUCAAAAUGGAAAUAUUGGAAUUGCUACUGUAAACUUGCCAAGUGAGCAUAUAAAUGAGAAUUUUUACUUGCUUCGUAGUUUCGAUCAAUUGAAUGCAACGAAUUACCAGCUCAAGUUCAAUGAAUCAGGCCAAAUUUUCCAUUUAGUGAACAACAGUCAAGAGGUUGUUCUUUCAAAAGGUGAGAUAGGAUCAUCAACAAGAUUUUAUCACAGAGCAACGCUUAAUUUUGACGGAGUAUUUACUUUGUAUCAGCACCCGAAAGAGCCAAAAGGAAAUGGUGUUUGGUCUGCUGUUUGGUCAAUUCCAGAUAAUAUCUGUUAUAGUUUUCCUACAGAAAGAGGCAGUGGAGUGUGUGGCUAUAACAGAAUCUGUAGACUAAGCAUAGACAAAAGACCAGAUUGUCAAUGCCCGCGAGCGUUUUCUUUAGUCGAUCCAGAGGAUGAUUACAAAGGUUGCAUACCGGAUUUCAUGCAAGAUUGUGGCGACAAUCAAGAUAAUGCAGGAAAUCAGCUUGAAAUGGAAACUGUGACGAAUAUCGAUUGGCCAACGAGUGAUUAUGAGCUUCUGCAACCAUUCGAUGAAGAAAAAUGCAAGAAUGCUUGUUUGAAUGAUUGUAUUUGUGCUGUUUCUGUUUUCAGAGAAAAUAGUUGUUGGAAGAAGAAAUUACCACUUUCAAAUGGAAGAGUGGAUAAUAGAGUGAAUUCUAAAGCAUUCAUCAAAAGAAGAAAAGGUAAUAUUGCUGUAGAAGGCCCUAAUUCAAGAGAGCCAAAAAAGAAAAAUCAAGAUACUAUUAUCCUUAUUAUAUCAGUGUUCUUAGGUAGUUCUGUUUUUGUUAAUUGCUUACUUCUUGGAGUACUUUCUCUGGGAUUUUUACUCGUUUAUCGCAACAAAACCUCAACGUUUGAUCGAAAUGAAAGUUCCAUGGAUCAAAAUUUAAGAUACUUUUCUUACAAAGAGCUGUCAAAAGCUACAGAAGGGUUCAAGGAAGAACUCGGACGAGGGGCUUUUGGCAUUGUAUACAAAGGUAUCGUAGAAAUUGGAAAACCUAUUCCGAUAGCAGUCAAGAAACUGGAUCGGAUAAUCCAAGAUGGGGAAGAGGAAUUCAAGACUGAAGUGAAUGUGAUAGGCCAAACUCAUCACAAGAAUUUAGUCCGUUUACUCGGAUUUUGUGAUGAAGGUCCUCAUAGAUUACUUGUAUAUGAAUUCUUAAACAAUGGUACAUUAGCAAGUUUUCUUUUUGGUGAUCUGAAGUUGACAUGGAACCAAAGGACUCAAGUGGCACUCGGGAUAGCUAGAGGACUCUUGUAUUUGCACAACGAGUGCAGUACACAAAUCAUUCAUUGUGACAUAAAGCCUCAAAAUAUACUUCUUGACAACCAAUACGAUCCAAGAAUAUCGGAUUUUGGAUUAGCAAAGUUGUUGAGGAUGGAUCAAAGUGAGACUCAAACAGCAAUAAGAGGAACAAAAGGAUAUGUUGCACCAGAAUGGUUUCGAAACAUGGCAAUCACAGUGAAAGCAGAUGUUUAUAGCUUUGGUGUUUUACUCUUAGAGAUCAUAUGUUGUAGGAGAAAUGUAGACAUUGAAGCUGGUGAAGACAAGGCAAUAUUAACUUACUGGGCUUAUGAUUGCUACCAAGAAGGAACAAUAUAUCAGCUCGUCGAAAAUGAUUCAGACGCCAUUAGUGACAGGAAAAAACUGGAGAGGUUUCUAAUGGUAGCCAUUUGGUGCAUUCAAGAAGAUCCUUCUUUAAGGCCAACUAUGAAAAAGAUUGUUCUAAUGCUUGAAGAAAUUGUUGAAGUGCCUUCUCCUCCAUGCCCAAAUCCUUUUAGGACAGAAAAUUCUCUUCUAGACGCCGUAUAAUAGAUUUUUUCGAGCUUCUUCUUCUCUGCUACCCAUCAAGAGCUAUAGAUUUUAGAACUAUAAGUUAGCCCCUUUUUUCCUUGGUAGUAUUUCUCCGGGAAGGGGCAGACUUAUAGGCUUAUAUAUGGGGAACGUGAACCCAUGGUUUUUCCGCCAAACUAGGUAUUUUAUGUACAUAUUUUCUAGAAUUGAUAUAAUAUUAUCUGCCGGCACCCUU